This is a messenger RNA of Rotaria sp. Silwood2, 1020 nucleotides long. NCBI's taxonomy places the organism in Eukaryota, Metazoa, Rotifera, Eurotatoria, Philodinida, Philodinidae. The record is from the annotation of a GenBank genome assembly.
GAGUACAAUGGGAAUCCCGGAAGUACGGUGGGAAUCCCGGGAGUACGAUGACAAUCCAGAAAAUCCCGGGAGUACGAAGUCCGCCGUUUCCCCCUAGGUGAUAACUAUGUUACAAUCAAUUACGGAAACAUUGGUUCUCAGUGGGUAAGAGGGAAUUUCGGGUCAUUUUUAAUGUCACAUCGAACGAUCGGGUUAUUCGAAUUCGUAUUUCCAUUAUUUUUUGCGACUGUCAUACAUACUAAUUCCAUACAGCUCGAUUAGUUUUCAUCUACGUAAUUCCAACUAGUUUCAAUCAAUUCUGAAAAGUAUCGUUCUAGUCGUCGGAACUUACCAAAAAAAACGUACUGAAAUCCGGUUGUAAAGCAUUUAGUGAAAUCGGUCGAUUCUGGCCGAGUAAGAACGAUCUGGGAUGCAACUAUGAACAUGAGACCAUUUCUCUACGACUCAGGAAAGUUAAUCUUGUAAUUUACUUCAUUGUAGAAAGAUUGUAGUCAUUGAGGAAGUAUUCAUUUGUGAAUCGUAUCUAUGAAAAUUUUACCAAGAAUUAUCGCAAACAGUCUUUUCGUAUUUGUCAAACUGGAAAGUAUUAUUUCAAGUUUCUACUUUUGAUGUGAAUACCAUGUGAACAUAAACGAAUGAAAUUGAGACUCGAAGGGUGAUUUUUCAAUCGAAUACAAUUUUCAAGUUUGAUACUACUGCUCACUUCUUCUCCAUCAAACUUAUAUGGAGUUACUCAGAAUAGCUAUGUGUUGUAAAUCUUAUUGAUUUGAAUCUUUAGUAAUUGUUCGUGAAUUCUUAUAGCACUAUGCAUUUGACAAGGGUGUAUGGGGAACUACGGCAGUCAAUCUAGGAACCACUUAUGAUUAUAGCUCGAUUAUGCAUUAUGGUGCAGAUUACUUUUCAAGUAACGGUCGACCAACAAUAGUACCUAAACAGGUCAAUGCUCCAAUUGGCAGUCGUGACAAGCUUAGCCCAACAGAUAUUGUUGAAGUUCGCAAAUUCUAUGGAUGUGUUGCUUAA